Molecule: messenger RNA, 1555 nt
Organism: Neltuma alba
Lineage: Eukaryota; Viridiplantae; Streptophyta; Magnoliopsida; Fabales; Fabaceae
Product: gibberellin 2-beta-dioxygenase 2
Exons: 2
Coding region: 180-1289 (369 amino acids)
Source: RefSeq, a predicted model, not a curated record
GUCGUGGGAAAAAAAAAAUGUUGGCAUGUCCUUCACACGUGCGACAGCUUGUGCCGCCAAUCUUCGCACGCUUGUAGAGAACGACAGCAUCAUCAACCAUACGGGCAACGAGCUCCCUUGCUGGCCAUUUACUUGCUACGUCCUUCUUUCACCUCUCCAACCUGCUUCUCCUACUAGUUAUGGCCUCUUCAGCCAGUAACCAAACGCUGAUGCCAAACGUCUACGGCGGCGCCACCUCUGCUCCCCCUCCGACUCCCUCCACUCAUUCCAACAACAACCUCUUCCCCGCUUCCGACACCGCCGACGCCUUCUCCCGCCUCCUCCUCCACCGCCUACCACCUCCCACUCUCUCCCUCCCCACUCGCCGCUCCUCCGCCCCCACCACCUCACCUCCCGUCAUAUCCCUCUCCGCCGAUCAAACCCCCGCCGACGACCUCCUGACCUCCGUUUGCGACCUCGGAUUCUUCCAGCUCACCCACCACUCUAUACCUCCAGAACUCGCCAGCUCCGCCGAGUCUGAAUCGCUCGCCCUCUUCGAUCUUCCUAGAGACCAGAAGGAAUCGUUGCUCCCGAAGAACUGGCCUCUCGGUUACGAAUGCGGCGACGACGACGACGACGAUGAAGGAGACGGACAAGGGGAGUCGUUCCGCCUGGAUGGGUCGUGCUCAACAGAGUCGACCGAGUUGUCUUUGGCUUCUCUGCGCGAGUUCACCGGCGCCCUUGAGAAGUUGGGAUUAGAGAUCAUCGGUUUGCUGUCGAAGGCCAUGGAUUUCGAGAAUCCCGUUCGGGAUGACCCGACCCGAUUUUGUUCCAUGAUGUGGAUCUCGGAGUGCGGGAGGAGCACAAAACCGGCCCUAUCAAGCGGGUAUUACCCGUUCAUAGUGGGGCUGCAGUACCAGAUCAGGAGGCAGAAACACUCACUGUUGUCGGAUUCGGGUUGGGUGUCCGUGUUGCCCCACUUAGACUCGGUCCUGGUCACAAUUGGCGACAUUGCUCAGGUGUGGAGCAAUGGGAGGUUGAAGAAAGUGAGAGGGAGGGCGGUGGGAGAAGCGGCGGAAGAGAAUGGUUCGCGAAGCAUAGGCAUGACGUUACUGGUGAGUCUUCCGACGGAAAGCAGGGUGGCUCCGAUCCUUGGGAAGGCCGAAGAUAACGGAAAAGAGGAGGAAGAUGGAGAAUCAGCGGAAAAGAGGGGAGUGUUUCAAUCUUUUGAUUUUGAGGAUUAUGCUUGGAGGGUAUACCAUGAACGCCUCCUCUUAAAGGACCCGCUUGAUAGGUAUCGCAUCACCUAAACUCGGCACUGCAACAGCUCGGCUGUCAUCCAUGAUGAGAUGUGAUUGUAAAAUGUAAAUGCACCUUUUUAUUUGGGCGGUCUUGCGAAUAUGUUUAAAUUGAGAGGAGGCGUUAUUGAUUCAUUAUAUAUUGUAGAAUCUGAGUUUGGUUCUUUUAGUUUGCACUUGUUUUCUUGUGACUUCCAUUACCCAAAGGCCAAAACUAUCUACUUCCCUCGGUUGGUUUAUAGUUUUUGGAUGGUCAUGGCAUGAAAUUUACUACUCCA